AACAGUUCCUAAACCCUUCUUCCGCCAUUGUCAGAUAACUGAAGGAAUCGCAGAGUAUAACGAAGAAUUAAUCAUGGAGGCAAUGCAGAUGAUGAAGCUUUUUGUUGUAAUGGUAGUCAUGAUGAUGAUGGCCGUUUCAACCGUCUCCGCUGCCGAUCCUCCUUCUCCUGCUCCUAUGUCAGACGCAACCACCGUCUUCGUCCCUACCGCCAUAGCAUCUGCAUCCGCAAUCGUUUUCGCUUUUCUCUUCUAGUUUCCGCUCACAAUGAUUUGGUUCGUGGUUUGUUAAUACUAUUUUGUACAGAGUGAGGUAGAAUUUGAAUCUGCUCUUUUCGAAUUUGUUACUAUUUGUUGUUACGUAGAAUUCGUGAUUGUUAUGUUUUUUGAUUUGGAAUUAUGUUUUUUGAUUUGGCGCUAUGAUUAUCGUGUUCGUCAUGAUUGUGGUGUGAUUAUUCAUCUGUAUUUAUGAUAUCUCCCUUGUUCUCUCUUCUUUGCAUAUGUAAUGAGGUUUUUGUAGAUCAUCGUCAUAUAAAUAAAAAUUGUCGUUUAUCUACGUUGAUUCGUA
Molecule: messenger RNA, 565 nt
Organism: Cynara cardunculus var. scolymus (artichoke)
Lineage: Eukaryota; Viridiplantae; Streptophyta; Magnoliopsida; Asterales; Asteraceae
Product: arabinogalactan protein 14-like
Exons: 1
Coding region: 74-253 (59 amino acids)
Source: RefSeq, a predicted model, not a curated record